AUGGGCAAGCUAAAGAAGACGCAGAAGUAUGGGCGCAAAGCGAUGGCUCGGUUGAUUAAACCGACGGAUCAGCGAAUAAACGAGAAGGACCGGGUCAUCCGGAAGAAGAAGGAAGACGAACAUGCGCUGAAGUUACACGAGGCUCCACAAACCUCCUCGGCGAUGUUCCUGAAGUACAACAGCCAGCUGGGCCCCCCAUUUCACGUGAUCAUCGACACCAAUUUUGUCAACUUUACAAUCAAGAACAAGAUGGAUUUGUACACGGAGCUGAUGAACUGCCUCUACGCAAAAGUGAUCCCGUACGUCUCGGACUGCGUGAUCGGUGAACUCGAAAAGAUGGCGUCUCGGUUCAAGAUCGCUUUGAAAAUUCUGAAGGACAGCCGGGUCCAGCGACUCUCCUGCUCCCACAAAGGCAUCUACGCCGACGACUGUAUUGUGCAACGCGUCACACAGCACAAAUGCUACAUCGUUGCCACCUGCGACAAGGACUUGCGGCGACGAAUUCGCAAAAUCCCCGGCGUCCCCAUUAUGUACAUCAGGAAUCACAAAUACGAGAUCGAGCGCAUGCCGGACUCGCACAAUUUC
Messenger RNA from Mesorhabditis spiculigera, 585 nucleotides. The record is from the annotation of a GenBank genome assembly. NCBI's taxonomy places the organism in Eukaryota, Metazoa, Nematoda, Chromadorea, Rhabditida, Rhabditidae.